AGCAAACUAAAUAUCAGCUUUGCACUGGGUGUAAUUGUCAUGAAUGAAUAUAAUACGAUUUACUCUCAAAGGAUUUAGUCGGGAUCUUUUAGCCGUUAUCAAUUGUCCAGCGACGGAAAAUACUCUUUCGCUUGGGGUACUUGUCGCUGGGACGAAUAGUACUGCACGCGCCAAACUUGACAACCACGGAAAUGAUUUAUUUCGUUCCUGCCAAUAUUCAAGUACAUUAUCUUUAUAGGCCUGAAGAUCUGCGGGCGUAGCUGUGCUAAAAUAUUUCCAGCACUCGGUUUCGAUUAUGCUGUCUAUGUCAGCAGAGUUGACAGAAGUGCUGUGUCUUUUUGCUAGGUUCAUGAAGAAAGAUGAAGAUGGUUUCGAAGUACUGGGUCCAGGAGUUGCAUCUUGUAUUAUAUGCUCCUGGACAAUAUCUCCAUUUUUCAAAGUAGUUUUUGCAUAAGUAGAUAAAAAUGUAACCUUGGUGGUUUGGUGUUGUUCCAUGUAAACGUCAAUAUCUUUGAUAGAUUGGAAUCUGCAAUCUAAUAACGUGGCAGCUAUAAUCAGGUCUGUGCAAGGAAAGCGGUAAUCUAAUUUAAGGGACAUGUUAUUUUUUAACAUUGUUAUCAGUGCCGGCUCAUUGUCAUCACAUUCAUCUAGUAUUCUCCUUAUUUCUGACUUGAAAACCAACGCUAAAUUGAUCGUAGUUUGCGAAUCUGAACUCAUCAUUUCCACUAUUGUUUUCCUCCAACGUUCACAAUUAACUGACCGAAAUAAUUCCAACAAAAACUGUGUUUGUUGGUGGAUAUUUUAUUUAAAACAGUUACGGACAGCUCCCUUAUUUUAGUUUUUGUAACCUCUAUCUCUUCUGUCGACAUUUUGUACUUAUUUUAUAACAAAUAAUACGCGCGGGCGUAGCGAACAGCGGGAGCGAACUGAGUUUUGCCAGCCGGCCGGCGCGCCGUCCGCUUCCUUCGGCGGCGGCGGCGGGGUGGUAAAGCGCGGCGGCGGCGGCGCGCCGGCGCGGCGCUCAUAUCUAGUGUGUGGUGCGCACUUUCAUUUUGCGCGUGUGUUCGUAAGUGCGCAACGCCCUCAUGCGCCCGCGCUCGCCAGACGCUCACGUUAUCUCGCAUUCCACAGAUACUAUACACCUACAUUGUAGCUACCCACACAUACAUACAUAAUUGUAACCCAAAUAGAUAUAGUCAGUCCGUUUUGACAUUUAUUCGUUUGUCGUGGUCUUGUUCGUCAAGGGCGUGCUUCAGAAUCUGGGAGGCUUGGUGCACGUACUAGAUUAAAAUGGUCAUGCAAUGCAUGUUUUAUCGUUUUCAUCUCUACACAUUCUGGCUUGAUGCCAGCCGUUGCUUUGUUGAGAGGAACUGCGCUUAUUAAAUGGCGCUCAUGGCUAGUUUGUUUUGUUAGUCAGAUACUUACACUUUUUGUACAUGUACAUACACAAGCCAUCGAGCUUUACAUAACCAGUGUAAACUGAACGUUAAAUGUGCGGAAAGGUGAUGCGACGCGACACCAGGAUAAACUGGUUUUGUAUAGAUUGAUGUGUGGCCGUGUGUACAUACAUGCCUGAUUUACGUUAUUGACUCUUGUAUAUAUUUUGUCUUGGAUUUUGGAUUUGCUCUACAUAUAACACAUAACACCUUUUUAGUUUAUAUCAACCUCAAAAUUUUAAAUAUCAUCUAUUUUCAACAGAGGAUCACGAUCACGAUUUAAAAGUCGUCAAGUGCAUGAUUAUUUUGGCAUUAAACCUGAAACAGGAGUUUUUUUUUUAUUUAUUUCGGUAGUAGCCUGCAUUCUGAGACUGUGGCAAAACAAAUCAUUAAAUCUUUAAUCCAAUAGAUAGGUACCUUCUAGGCUAUUGGCACUGCUCUUUAUUGAAUUGAAUAAAAUUGUAAUUUAUUGUUAUUUUAAACACAUUAAGAUAUAGUUUUGGAUACAAUCGAAUCUUUAUGGCGGUCUAAAUUAGUAUGUUUUAUAUUUUGUAGAGAUAACACCGUUUUAGCAGAUAACGGUACAUCUUACGCAACUGGAUAGUGAAUAGUAGUGGAAGUUUUUGUCAACCCUCUUUGUAUCGUUUUAACAAUAAGUACUUCUAAAUAUCUUUUAUCUUUAUAACUUUUUCUUACUUCUCUUAUUGUUGUUUGAACAUAGAAAUAAUAGGGCCCUUUUUACUUUGAGAUACCAAUGUCGGUUUUCUAGUUUUCUCAUUUAUUACUUCUUACUUUCUUGUGAUUUUAUCAUUUAUUAUUGUAAUAGUAACACGCAGAACCUAGACGUUAAAUUAUCUAAAAACUUACGUCAUCACGUCUUUAUUCCCCAAAACAUUAUUGUUGUUUGUCGUGCCGUGUAGUACCGUGUUCUGGUGUGCAAGUCUGUUGCCAUAAAUUCCAGUUUUGUAGAGAAAAAAAGAAAUGCGCUGCUCUAACUCUAGAAUCGAUUUUCUUACCACUCGAAUAACGACGAAGUCAUGUCACUUAAAAUUAUUACUUUAUCUAUCUGAAAAUAUCACAAGACGUAAGUAGAUGCAUGUAUCAGAAUAAUUUAUUUUCCCACUUUAUCAUCCGAUGCUCAUCAAUCAGAUAAAAAUAAAUCGUAUUCAGAUAAAAAUUCAAUGUUGCUAUGCUAAAAUAUUGUCUAAACAAGUCAUUUGCGCUCGGGUAACACCUAUGUUUUCUCUAGAGAUAAAUCGUCUGCAUUAAAACCUGAAGUGCUGCAUUGCAUCUGAUUUUGUAGUAGGUAUAGAACCUACCUAAUGAAGGAGCCACGAAAAAUGUUGAACUACGUCUUCAGUUCAACAAAAUUAAAAAUACUUACGUCUCACUGUAGUUGUCAAGGUUCCUAAAUAUCCUAAAAACAUUUCAAUUUCUUAGGUAGAUGUGAUAAAUUAUUGUUAAGUAAAGCUCUGACUCUAGCGUUAAGAUCUUCGAGAAGAGACUAACAAAAUUAAUUAGUAUUCCACACGGGUUAGUCAGGAAAAGAUGGUUGAAUAUUAUAAUGUUUCAGUUUAUAAGUCACUGUUGUUAUAAUGUAUACCAGUUUUAAUGUAUUUAUUUAAUUUGUUGCAGGUACAACAAGUUUAAAAUCGCCCAUGUCACUGAUUCCUCGACGCAGAGGUAACGUUCACGCCAAUCUUACGAUUUCCUAGACUUGAAUUUUCAACAAUUUCUACAGUAAACAUUCCUCAGACACGUUACCAACACCAUGUAACUCACUAAAUUAUAUUUGUCUAAUCUUCACCUUAUUUUCUUAUAUUCUUAACGCCAUCUAAACUUUAUUUAUAGGUUAUUUUUCGACUAUUUUUACCUAGAGUAAGCACACUACAUUAUUCGUAGCGCCUUCAUCGAUGCCAUUGUACAGUUUAGCUUCAAGAGGUCACUGGACACUCCGAACACAUUCUCGAUAGCUUCAAUCAUUCUUUUGUCUAAGUUGAAUCGAACACUUUCAACACGUUCGACAUCCGCAGCACGACUGCCGCGAAAUCCAUUCAACAGGCCGACAGGAUGUGGGCGGGGCGUGCGGGACGCGGCGUUAUUGGGCGAACGCGCGACUCGCAGUGAUGGCCGCCGUCGCAUUCAACCAAUGAGCGGCGCGCGAGCCGAACGCGCGUCCGUCCGGCGAACGUGCGACGUUGCCAGCUUUUACCAGAAAAAAAAAUACCAGAUUCGACCUUCUUAGGACCCCCGGUUUUUUUUUUGUUUGGCCGCGUUAUCAUUCGGGAACGUGUAUUGAGGUCCUUAUCCGUUUGUGAGAUGGUUCUGCGCAGGUGGAUGUGUUGUGUUGUGUUAUAGUUUAUUAUGGUGUGGUCCACGCAAACUGGCGAAGUGUUGAUUGACAUCGUAACGAGGCCCGGGCAAACGGAUCACGGGCACGGCGGCGGCGCGCUGGCGUACGGCGGGAAGCCGGCGGCGGGGGGUGUGGUGGCGCCGCCGCAACCCAGACCACCUCCCGCAGCACCCUAUGCCCCACAGCCUUACGCCCCAGCACAGCUGCGCCUGCACCAGCCAGGAUAUGGAUCAGCGCCAUUAUCAUACAGGGACAGUAGUUACGUCCGCGGCGGCGGUGCGGUGGGGUCGGUGGGGGGAGUGGGGGCGGUGGGCGCGGGCGCGGUGGGUGCGGGCGAGUACCGCGGCGGCCGAGUGUCCCUGCUCGGCGCCGGCGCGGCUUACCUCCCCCCGCCCGCGCCCGCAGCGCACCACCCGCCCCCCGCUGACCCGCCGCCUUUCAAGAAGAUCAGGCUCACAGCUGAACGGACACCGCUACCACAUCACCAGCCGCUUAGGGUUGAUACUAGGGAGCCGGUGAACCAGUAUAGCACAGUAGAAGUACUAUCUCCGAAUCCACCAUCAGAUACCACGAUGGAGGACCAGAGCUUCAGAACCACUAAGGAUGACUUAUUACAACAAAUAUCCAAGGUGGACAGAGAAAUGGCGUUAUCAGAGUCAACGUUAUCAAAAUUAAAGAAGAAACAAGAAGAAUUAGAACAGACAGCCUCGAAGCCAGCACGGGCAGAGGAGCCAGAAGAAACUGUACCACGACACAGAAGUUUAGCACAAUGCGUAUACGCAGAAAAUAGGAAAAAGCAGGCUUCAUCAGCUCACGCGGUGCUGUCUCACUUGGGUCCACCCGUCCUAUACCCACUGUAUAACCAGCCCCAAGACACAGAAAUAUACCAUGAAAACAUCAGACGACAUCGAACGUUUAGAAAGCGACUAGCUGAACAUAUUAGGAAACUAAAACUAGAAGCUGAAAAGCGUGAAGAUGCAUUAGCGGAGGCGUACAGCAGAAGAGCAGCAGACUGGUUGAGACGAGUGGAGAGGAUAGAGCAGGGACAGAAGAGGAAAGCCAAGGACGCGAGGAACAGAGAGUUCUUUGAGAAGGUAUUCCCCGAAUUAAGGAAGCAGAGAGAAGAAAGAGAAAGGUUCAACAGGUUAGGAGCUCGGGUAAAGUCUGAAGCGGAACUGGAGGAGAUCGCGGACGGAUUGCACGAGCAGGAACAUGAAGAUAAGAAGAUGAGGUCGCUGACCGUGGUGCCGCCACUACUGAGGGACCCCAGCGACACCACGCCUAUUUAUAUUGACACUAACCGACGAUGUAUGGACAUGGAGGCGGAACACAAAGAGUUACAGCUUCGAAACGUUUGGUCGCAAGCAGAAAGGGAGCUCUUUCGUGAGAAGUAUCUACAGCAUCCGAAGAACUUCGGCCAGAUAGCGUCGUUUCUACCGAGGAAGAGCGUCAGGGAUUGUGUCAGAUUCUACUACCUAUCGAAGAAGGCGGAGAAUUACAAACAGUUACUAAGGAAGCCGAGGCAGCGGCGGUCGGCGAGGAAUCCCCCGCGGGCGCAGCCAGAGCCUGAACUACCGGCUGGAGUCACCACCAGGCUACAGCGGAGUCAGGCCGUCUCCCUAGGAACGACUGCGAGGACGGAAAACAAGGAGCAGAAUAUGGAAGAAAGUAUGCCGCAGGUCACUGACCCUGUCACCUGCAUACCUAUACCUACUGCAGCUCCUGCGCAGCCGCCUAGGUCGGAGUUAACAAGAACGCCGCCUUUACCGCCGUCCCCGCCACCGGCAUCGUCAGCACCGACGCCGGUGACGUCAACUCCCACGCCGCUCUCGGUGGCCGGGAGUCCGGCGGCCGCGCCGACGCCGCCUGCCGUUGACGUGCCGUUACCGCCCGCGACAACGGCAGAAGUCACGCUUACUAUUACUCCUGUUUCGACACCAAUAACAACGAGUGCAGCAAAUGCAACAAGUGUAGCGGCAUCAUCGCCGGCGCCGGUGACGUGUAUAACGUCGACGGCGGCGGUGGCGGCCACGCUAACGGCACCGGCGAUAUCGGGCAAUGCCAGUGGGACCGGCAGCGCCAGUGGCAGUGGCAGUGGCAGUGCGCCACCCACACCGCAACCGGCACAGCCACCCACACCGACACAGCCUCCGCCCACGCCGGAAACUGCGGUAACAGAACGCAUUGGAACACCAUCUUCGACAGCCACAAUCACCACGACGACGAUAACAACAACAUCAUCGAACUGUGCCGUCUGCAACAACUCAGGGGCCAACCACUUAGUCUCAAGGUCACAGGCAGUUCACUAUGGUCUCAAGGAAGAAGCCGUAGGGGCCAGGGUCUGUGAGCCCUGUCACAGUAGAUGCGUUCGGUCUCGAUACACCAGGUGUCCGGUCCCGACGUGUCCUGGCCCCAAGGUCAGCCCCAAAAGACUGAGGCAUCUUCCUCCACGAUGGCAUGACUUGAGUUUAGAACAGAAAAGGCCACUUAUGGAAGAGUUCGAAAUCCCAAGCGAGUUAAGCAAGUGUUGUUUCGUUUGCCACAAGACUAUAACAAAGAGGUUAGAAGCGUUAGUGGAGGGAGGGUCAGCGCCGGAGCCCACGGAGGAGGAGGCGGCGCGGUUCCGGGCGUUACUGAGGGAACACGGCACCGCGUGGGACCGGAUAGCUGCCGUCAGCGGCAGGACUCCGGCCAGCUUGAAGGCGUUCUACUUUACUUAUAGGAGAAAGUUACAACUAGACACAUUAGUAGCGGACCGUCCAGCGUCAGCGCGGUGUAGCUCGAGCGAGGAUAGUGCACUAUCUUCCGCGGACACAGACACGGCCAGCGGCGGGUCCCCGGCGCGGGCCCCGCCGGCGCAGCCCGCUCCAGCGCCCCGCACCGACGCGGUCGCACCCCGCCGGCCCCGACGGGACGAGUACGACUCCUCCGCCACUGAAACUGCUGACGAGGAAAACGAUGCGCCAAGCGCUAAGAUCGUUCCCCCCACGUCAAUCCCGACGGCGGUGUCAGCAGCCACGUCUUGUAGUCCGGUGACCGUGGUGUCGUCCGGCACGACCACGGUGCCGGUCGUCAACCGGAUGACGGGCGCGCCGCAGACCGUGCGGGACGUGGUACUCAACCUCAUUGAGAUCAGCCUCACCAAGGACAUGCCGAGCCAGCACCCCAGUAUCAAGCAUCAGAUCAAGGUGACGUCAGCGUGCGCCAGCGGGCGCGAGGCGCUAGCGACGCUGAGCGUGGUGAACAGCUCGCACGUGGGCGCGGCCGGCGCCGCCAGCCCGCAGCGCGCCGCCACCAUCACGCCCGUCGCGCACGUGGCGCCCUCCAACGACAAGGACGUCAUGCUGCUACACAUCGAGCCCCGCCCCGAGCGGCCCGAGCGGCCUGAACGGCCCGAUCGGCCCGAGCGACACGAACAGCUUCUAAUACGGCACGAAAGACAUGAACCGUUACUUGAUCUGAGCGUCAAACGGCCGAGGCAUGAUCAGCCGUUCUCACAUCCUAAUAAGUCGGUAUAUCGAAACUCAACAGAAUACCGGCCGCAACAGGAAAGGGAAUCUCCUAAUCAGUACAAUUCCAAGCCUAAAACCGUCGGAGCGCCCCCGAGACCUCAAGUUAAGGCGUCACCUAACCCUAAAGGCUCAAUAACUCUUGGGACCCCAGUGGAAACGAGGUUCGAGCCUCAUAGAAACCCUCCGGAGCCCAAAACGGGGUCCAUUACAGCUGGGACCCCGGUACAUCCUCAUCACUUACCUGACAAGCGAACCCUGGAGUUCUACAAGAGAAGAAGUCCAGGUGGACCUGCGGCGUACUACGCAGCCACCAGUAGUCAGCCCAGGCCGCAAUCCCCUUCAUUUUCACCUACCGGCUAUCCUCGAAACCCUUACGGGCCAGAACAGCGCCAGAUAAUCAUGGCGGACUUCAUAACGUCGCAGCAGAUGCACGGUGGGGCUCGACGUGAGCGGGAGCGGGCUGCCAGUCCUCAGUACCGCAGGGAUGCGAGGGACGCACGGGAUGCGAGGGAUGCAAGGGACGCCAGGGAUGCCUCCGUCAUACAGAGGCAUACACCCCAUGCAUACCAUGCGCAUCCACAUCCGCCACCUGAAGAACGCGCAGCAUCUCCGCAGUACCGACAACGUGAUGCUCUAUCAGUAAUACAGCGCCACUCUCCGCAACACGUCUAUCCACACCAGCAUCCGCAGCCGCCGCCAGGACACGAAGCAUUCACAUCGCUAGUGGACGUGGCGUCGGCGGCGACAGCUCUGCCAGUCCCCCGCGGGUCACAAGCGGAGGGCAAGCAGGACAACAAGCAACAACAGCAACAACAACAACAGCAGCAACAGCAGCAGCAACAACAGCAACAACAUCAUGACCUCAGGUUUAUGGCGCAAAAAUUCCCUCUUGGCUCUCAAUUCACACAAAUGAUGGACAGAAGAGUACAAUCCCAACCACAGUACAUAGAGCGAGACAGACAGCUACAAAUGCAGAGACGAGACGCCGAGAGAGCAAUUCAUGCGAUACAAGAGCGACAACACGCGCUGGAGCAACACCAACAACACCAACAACACCAACAACACCAACAACACCAGCAACACCAACAGAGCCAGCACCAACCUCACCAGCCCCACCACCAGCCUCACCACUCCACGCCCGCGCAGAUACUGCACGACAGACAUCACAUGCAACACUCCAUUCACGCGAUGCAGGAGCGACAAGCCGAGCAACAGCAACAGCAACAGAAGCAACAGCAAAUGAUACAGGACAGACAUCAACAUAUUAUGAGCGUAUCCUCGCAGGAUGGAGAGCGUCGCAUGAUCCAGUCAGUGACGUACAGCACGCCGGGUAAACCCAGGGCGCAGACACCGCAUCAUAUCGACAGGAAGGAUGCUCGCACAGUGGUGUCGACAGUGGCAGUGGCGGGCGCGGGCGCGGCGAGCGUGGCGGCCGGCGUGGCGGCGGACGGCCGCCCGCGACCCGCCGAGGGGACGCUCACUGCCGCCUCACUCAUUGACGCCAUCAUCACGCAUCAGAUCAGCCAGAGCUCCGAUCAGAGGUUCCCGCAACAACAGGAGCGAGUAGAGCGUGCAGUGAAUGUAGGCGUAGGAGUGGGCGGCGGGGGCGCGGGUGGGGGCGCGGGUGCGGGCGGGGGCGCGGGUGGGGGCGCGGACGACGCGGCGCACACGACGUCCAUCAAGCUGGGGGACCUCGCCUCCAACAUCAUCACCAGGGACUUCUGCAGCCCCACCACCUCCGUCAUGCAUCACAACAACAGAUUCAACGUGGGUAACUCGGAAGGCUACGUGGCUGGCGGCGCGGAGGAGUGGAAGCGACGCGACGCGCCCAAGCACGCGCCGUACCUCGAGCCUGUCAGCCCGCCUGAUAACCAUCCUGCCAAUAGAAACAACAGCAACCGUCGCUACAGCUGCGUGGGCUCGUCGUCCGUGGGGGGCGGCGGGGUGGGGGGCGGCGGGGGCGGCGGGGGAGUGCUGACGGCCUUUGAUUACGUCACCAACCGCAUCGUGGAGGUCAUGCGCUCCGACGCGGACGAGCGAGCCAAGCCCCUCGCAUUCCCUACUACCGCGUACGCGUACCCGUACUCCGCGCUCAAUGUACAGGCUGCUGGGGAUGCUGCACCAAACAGCACGGCCCCUAGUACGUCAGUAUCGACCCCCGCGCCCCCGCCGCCCCCGGAGUCGGCGCCGCUGAUGUCGGCGCAGACUGACGCCCCGCGCCCCCGGCCCCCGCGCCCCCGGGCCGCGCGCCCCCGCGCCCCCGCGCCCACCCCGCCCCCGCCUAGCCCCGGCGCUGCUCCGUCAUCACGCGCACGCACUCGACUACAGAUUGAAGACCGCCGUCAACAUACAACAUUCAAUAUUCCAACGGACAGUGUAACGGAUUACGAAGAUGUUUCUGUAUUCGGUCGAGUAACAGUAGUGGGGCGCCGCCCCGAGCCAGCACUGCCGCUAGUGACUAGUGUCCGCCGCGCCCGCAGUGCGGCGGUACAAACGUUGAGGGCCCCCGAGGCCGGUAUAAAUAUAGCGGGAGAGGAGAGCGCCGCCGCCGCCGCUCCACGAGCCGCGCCCGUGCGGGGGCUGCGCCCUGCGGGGCUCCGCCACCCACCGCCGGAGCCUGUCCUUAUGUGUAAAAAACGACUGAUUAAAUUUACUUUGAGCGAGUGUAUGGGUGGCGCGGCGGCGGUGGCGGUCGCGAACACAUUGUGA
This is a messenger RNA of Spodoptera littoralis (African cotton leafworm), 10010 nucleotides long. Lineage: Eukaryota; Metazoa; Arthropoda; Insecta; Lepidoptera; Noctuidae. The record is from the annotation of a GenBank genome assembly.